Molecule: messenger RNA, 672 nt
Organism: Fonsecaea nubica
Lineage: Eukaryota; Fungi; Ascomycota; Eurotiomycetes; Chaetothyriales; Herpotrichiellaceae
Exons: 2
Coding region: 1-672 (223 amino acids)
Source: RefSeq, a predicted model, not a curated record
AUGGCAGCAAGAAACGCAGACUCUAUGACCAACGCCCAGGGCGAAUUCAUGCCUCACAAGCCCCGCGAUGAACCCAUGGAGAAGCAUGGUCACCAAGUAGGUCAAAAGGUCUCGCCGGCGGACCACGCCCCCGAAUUCUCAGCCAAAACCCUACCACCAGGCACGGCUCCCGCAAACGCAACAUUCCAACCCAACCCGACGGGCGAAGUGCCCGGACAAGCCUUCAACGACAACGUCGACCGCUCCCACGGCAAGGAAGGCGUGCGCACCGACCCCCUGAGCACCUUGCCCGGCGCCACGUCCGCUGACGUGCACCAAGGUCUCGGCCAUCCGGGCCAAGGCCAGACGUCGACGGAGCUGCGGCACGAAGGACACCAUACGGCCAGCAAAGCGACUUCGGGCCCCGAGGGCGCCGGGGCAACGGGCGGCUCGGGUCUCCGCGACCCCAGCGACGUGAACAGCGAGUUCCGCCGCCUCCAGCAGGAAGGCGAUCAACCUCGCGGACCCGUAUCAGGACACAACGUGAGUAUGACAGGCGCCGAGGCAAAGGAACCCGUGUCCGCAGAGUUCGUCGCCGCGGAGGGUGGCAAGGCCGGAGAACACGCGGGAUACUCCAAGGCCAAGGGCACGACGGGAGUGCCAGACAGGGGCGCCGGGAAUCCUCGCGAGUAA